Molecule: messenger RNA, 1550 nt
Organism: Camelina sativa (false flax)
Lineage: Eukaryota; Viridiplantae; Streptophyta; Magnoliopsida; Brassicales; Brassicaceae
Product: gamma-glutamyl hydrolase 2-like
Biological process (GO): tetrahydrofolylpolyglutamate metabolic process
Cellular component (GO): vacuole
Molecular function (GO): gamma-glutamyl-peptidase activity
Source: RefSeq, a predicted model, not a curated record
UGAAGAAAUUAUUCUACCAAAACUUACCUUUGGUAUUGGGCAAUUUAAAUGGGACACGCAUGAGGAAAAAUGGGCCCCAUAGUGACGACGAAUACGAUACGAGAAAGUGGCUUAUCGUUAAAUCCAUAACACGUGGACGGUGGAUAUUGGUUUUCUUGAUUUGAAAAAGUGCCUUGUGCAGAGGAGAGACUAGCUAGAGAAAGGAGCAGAGACGAUCCUUUUUAAGAUAUACUCUUGUCCUGUGGUAUGAAAUUUCACAUCUCGCGUUUCAUCAUCCUCUCUGAGAUGUGGAGCUACGUCUGGUUAGUACCGGUGGUGGUACUAUCCGUGUUCAAAGAUAUCACCGUAAUGGCCAAAGCCAACGAGUCGCCUGCGGCGAUUUUCCUCCCUAGUCAAAUCGGACUCGAUGAUUCACCUCGGAGUCCUCUUGUGGUAUGCUCCGCGCCUGAUCUGAACCUCAAUUACAGACCGGUUAUCGGGAUUCUGAGCCAUCCUGGAGACGGCGCGUCGGGUCGUUUGAACAAUGCUACGAACGCGUCGAACAUUGCGGCGUCGUAUGUGAAAUUGGCUGAAGCUGGUGGAGCACGCGUUAUCCCCCUCAUAUAUAACGAGCCCGAAGAACUUCUCUUCCAGAAGCUAGAGUUGGUCAACGGUGUGAUACUCACUGGUGGUUGGGCUAAAGAAGGAUUGUAUUUUGAAAUCGUCAAGAAAAUCUUCUAUAAAGUUUUGGAAAGAAACGAUGCUGGUGAGCACUUUCCAUUAUAUGCUAUUUGCCUCGGCUUUGAGCUCUUGACAAUGAUCGUUAGUCAGAACAGAGGCAUCUUUGAAAAAGUUGAUGCAAGAAAUUGUGCAUCAAGUCUUCAGUUCAUUGAAAAUGUUAAUAUCGAAGGAACCGUAUUCCAAAGAUUUCCACCAGAGUUGUUUAACCAGCUUAGUACAGACUGUUUGGUUAUGCAGAACCAUCAGUAUGGUAUAUCACCAGACAGCUUUGAAGGCACUGUUGCUCUGUCUAAUUUCUUUAACAUCGUCACAACAUGCAGUGAUAACCACAACAAGAUAUAUGUUUCAACAGUUAAAUCAAAACAAUAUCCAGUGACGGGAUUCCAGUGGCAUCCGGAGAAGAAUGCAUUCGAGUGGGGGUUAUCCGGCAUUCCACACUCUGAGGACGCGAUCCAGGUGACUCAGCACGUUGCAAAUUAUUUAGUCAGUGAAGCAAGGAAGUCACAGAACAGACCAUCUUCUGAGAAAGUGCUGAGCAAUCUCAUUUAUAACUACACCCCUACUUACUGUGGAUAUGAAGGGAGAGGUUACGACGAGGUUUACAUUUUCACACAAGAACGAUCUCUUCUCUGAGAACAACGUCGCCUUCUCGUGUGUUUGUUCAGGGAAAACCAGUGCAAAUUGUGUUUUCAACUCUGUGAUAGUGUAUCUGUUGUAACUCUUCAUGUCUAUAUAAUCAAACAAUGUACGCUCGCCCUUCUAUUGUCAAAAGAAAUAAAAAAUCAAACAAUGUACGCUUUUGUAUAUAGAACAUGAAAGUCUUUGAUUUA